AUGGGACCAUAUUUGACGCACCUUGCAGGCCUUGUUGCAUUUCUAGCUAGCUUAUUUGUGCAAAUUCAGGCACUCUCCCCCAACUAUCUCGCGUGCCAAUUGCAAAAGAAUGCAGAAACCUCUCCGCUAACUGGGUGCCCAGCAGGAACCUUGUUUGUGUCGCCCACAGAUAGCAGGGCAAGUUUUACAAGUGUCCAAGCUGCUAUAAAAUCUCUGCCACAGACGGGCGACGCUGUAAUUCUGAUCGGAGAAGGAGAAUACUUUGAACAGGUCAAUAUUGCGCGGUCCGCACCGCUCACUCUUCUGGGUCAACUUGAUCCUUCCACUGCUUACCAUUCAGCGGGGAAUGCUUCUCAGCGCAACCUGGUUCACAUUUGGUACAAUUUAUACGUCGAAUCUGGGCUGACCGACGAGGAGACUGCGACUCUCACUGUUGCACCUGCCUCUGGAGAAAAUUUCGGUAACACUAACUUCAGAGCAUAUAAUAUCGACUUCGAAAAUCGCGCUGCCAACUACUCGAUUUCUCAAGCCCUCGUCACCUCCAUUAGCUAUGCAAAUGCUUCCUUCUAUGGAUGUGCCUUUGCUGGCUGGCAAGACACGUGGUACACUGGCAGCGGUGCAUACACAUAUGUCGUUGACAGUAUAAUAUAUGGUCAAACUGAUUAUCUUUUCGGAUUUGGCUUGGCCUGGUUCCAAAACGUGAUUUUGGCUAACCGAGCUUGUGGCGGUGGUAUCACAGCCUGGCAGGGUAAGAGUGGCACCAAGAAUGGGGCAUACAUCGCCGAUUCCAAAAUCAUUCGAUCCCCGGAUGCUAAUGCUACCACUGUGACCAAAUCCGGCUGUUCUCUCGGACGCCCAUGGAAUGCACUGGCCAUUGCUGUGUACUUGAACACCUACAUGGAUGAGAGCAUUCGGCCUGCAGGUUUCAGUUCCUGGUCUGGAAAAGGAAGCAUUCCAGACACCACUUAUUACGCAGAGUUUAAUUCGUCUGGUCCUGGAGGGAGCACGUCGGCACGUGUAGCGCAAGACCAUAUCCUGACUUCCACGCAGGCGUCAUCCUUCACACUGGAAGAAGUAUUUGACGGUAUACCAGCGUGGAUUGACUUUAAUUAUCAAGCCUAG
This is a messenger RNA of Suillus subaureus, 1122 nucleotides long. RefSeq names its product carbohydrate esterase family 8 protein. The transcript has 10 exons. Gene Ontology annotation, biological process: cell wall modification. The coding region runs from base 1 to 1122 and encodes 373 amino acids. The record is from RefSeq and is a predicted model, not a curated record. Gene Ontology annotation, molecular function: pectinesterase activity. NCBI's taxonomy places the organism in Eukaryota, Fungi, Basidiomycota, Agaricomycetes, Boletales, Suillaceae.